AUGACUAUUAAGAUUGAAGCCGUGGCGACGGUGUCCGACCAUGUCGAAAAGGCACCCGUCUCAGACUCAGUGGCAAUCCAGAAAGCCAUCGAUGCCCAAGACCUUUCCCCCAAGCAGCAAUACCAACGUCUUUGGGCCAGUCUGAAAAAAGACAAACGAUAUGUCUUUUGGUCCCUGUACAUCAUGUCCCUCGUCUUUGGAUGGGGCUACGACUCGGGUCUUUCUGGCGUCGCCAUUGCCUUUCCUGAAUUCCGAAAGGUCUACGGCGAAUACUACGAAGUUGGCGACCAGUAUGUCAUUCCUGCGCUUUGGCAGAGUCUCUGGAACGCAGCGAGCACUAUUGGCCAGAUCUUUGGAGCCUUCCUGGCUGGUCAAUUUGCGGAUUAUGUCGGCCGAAAAGCUGUUCUAUGGACUGCUGUCGCACUCUCCUUGGCUGCAUCCUUCGCACUUGUAUUUGCCCCAAGCUUGCCUAUCCUUUUCGUCUCCAAGCUCCUCCUUGGUCUUUCCGUCGGACUCUCAACUGUCACUCCACCGCUGUACGUUACAGAGAAUGCACCAGCUGCUCUGCGAAGCUCCCUUAGCUCUCUUACAAACGUCAUCAUCGUGUUGGGUUUCUUUCUCUCGUCCAUCACCGGCUUUGGCUCCUCCAAGAUUGAGGGCGAGUGGAGCUAUCGCCUCGCCUUCGUCAUGACCUUCUUGGUCCCAACUCUGUUCGCCAUUGGCCUUCCCUUUCUCCCCGAAUCUCCCAUCUGGUAUGUCAAGAAGGGAAGAGAUGACGAUGCUCGAAAGGCCAUUGCCAAGCUCUACGGCCAAUCCAUCGAUGUCGAGGAGAGGCUUAACUUCAUCAAGUCUGAGCUCGAGGUUGCUGCGGGCGAGGCCAAUAUGGCAAAGCAGACAAGCUGGAGGGCCAUCUUCUCCAAGGAGCACCGAAGCAGAACUCUUAUUGCUGUCAUGGGAUUGCAAUCCCAGAACUUCUCUGGAGGUUACUUCGCAAACACCUAUCAGACAUACUACUUCGAGCUUAUCGGCCAAUCCGACCCCUUCGGCCUUACCGCGAUAUCUUCGACCCUUCAAUUCUUCUCCAACUGCGUUGCCGUCACCGUCUCCGACGUUCUUCCCCGCCGAAAGUCCCUCAUCGGAGGCGGAACAUUGCUCUGUUGUUGGUCCAUCAUCAUUGCAGGCACUUCCAUGGCAGGCACCGCCAACCGAGCUGCGAAUACCGCCCUCCUUGUGUUCAUGAUCACAUGGUCGAUGCUUUACACUGCGACUGUUGGUUGUUUCGGAUGGGCCAUCGCUCAGGAGACCGCCUCUCAAGCAACACGACCCAAGACUAUUGCGUUCAGCCUCGUCUGCCAGCAGCUCACGGCUCUCAUGCUGUCUUCGGUGUUCCCGUUCUUCAUCAACCCUGAUCAGCUGAACUGGGGCGGAAAGGUCAUGUUUCUGUUUGUUGGUGCAGAAGUUUUUAUUCUUGCUGUUCUGUUCUGGCUCCAGCCUGAGACAAAGAACAGGACCUACCACGAUAUUGAUUGUCUCUACGCCCAGGGAGUCCCCCCAAGAAAGUUUGCCGAGUAUGUGGUCAACGACGGAACCGUUGUUAAGAAGCCAAGUGCAUAG
Molecule: messenger RNA, 1614 nt
Organism: Fusarium sp. VM40
Lineage: Eukaryota; Fungi; Ascomycota; Sordariomycetes; Hypocreales; Nectriaceae
Source: the annotation of a GenBank genome assembly